This is a messenger RNA of Doryrhamphus excisus (bluestripe pipefish), 870 nucleotides long. RefSeq names its product mitochondrial ribosomal protein L13 (gene mrpl13). The record is from RefSeq and is a predicted model, not a curated record. NCBI's taxonomy places the organism in Eukaryota, Metazoa, Chordata, Actinopteri, Syngnathiformes, Syngnathidae. Gene Ontology annotation, cellular component: ribosome; mitochondrial large ribosomal subunit. Gene Ontology annotation, biological process: negative regulation of translation; translation. Gene Ontology annotation, molecular function: mRNA binding; structural constituent of ribosome.
CUUGUAUGUAAGAUAAAGCGGGCGUUUUAAAUGCAGAACAUAACUUGUGAACACAAUGUUUCAAACGAGUACAUGUCGUAGUUGCACAGCCAUUCACGUUGAGGGUCAAAUAUGUCGAGGAUGUUGCUGUAGUGUCAUCAAAAUGUCAAGUUUCUCUAGGUCUGCACAGCAAUGGGCGACCUUCGCUCGCUCAUGGUUCCUAAUUGAUGCCAGGAUGCAACCUCCUGGGAAGAUAGCAUCCAUGUGCUCUGUUAGACUACAAGGGAAGCACAAACCCAUUUACCACGCAAUCAGUGACUGUGGUGAUCACGUGGUGGUGAUAAACACCAAACACAUCGCCUUCUCUGGAAAUAAAUGGGAGCAGAAAGUCUACUCAUCCCACACGGGUUAUCCUGGGGGCUUCAAACAAGUCACUGCUGCUCAGCUCCACCAAAAAGACCCCAAAGCUAUAGUGAAGCUGGCCGUGUACGGCAUGCUGCCCAAGAACCUACACCGCCGCACCAUGAUGCAGCGACUACACCUCUUUCCUGAACACGAGCUGCCCGAAGACAUCCGCGCCAACCUGACGGAGGAGCUGCCUCAGCCCAGAGAAAUUCCCAGGAAGCUCAGCGAGUACACGCAGGAGGAGAAGGACGCCUUCCCCAGGCUGUGGACGCCACCCGAAGACUACAAGAUGGAGUGAUCGCAACACCGCAAAGUGGAAAGCACCGCCACACCCACAUGGACGCCUUUUCAAACGGAUUGGGAGAUUCGCUACUGGAUUUUUUCUCUUCCAGAAAUAGGAUUGACAUCAUCUAUAAAAGUGAACUAAUAGUGUGGCAUCCAUUGUAGUUUUUUUGUGUUCCAAUGUAAUAAACAUUUAAAUAGACA